Messenger RNA from Macroventuria anomochaeta, 610 nucleotides. RefSeq lists its product as uncharacterized. The transcript has a single exon. NCBI's taxonomy places the organism in Eukaryota, Fungi, Ascomycota, Dothideomycetes, Pleosporales, Didymellaceae. The record is from RefSeq and is a predicted model, not a curated record. Bases 83 to 562 code for a protein of 159 amino acids.
GUUGCCGGAAGCAAUUUCGGAAUCACCUUCAUCAGUAUACUCGGCUUCAACAGUUCUCGCGCACUCACGCCUACUACGCUGAAUGCGCUACGGCAUGAUAGCAGCGAACUUCGCCCAAACGCUCGUGCUCUCGCAUGCCAAAAUGUCCCAAACACUCAGUCCCCCGGCCGCACUCUCUCCCAUCAUAUCCGCAACCUUCUCCGCAAAACUAGUAUCUUGCCAGACACUAAACGCAGGCGCCGCAACAAACACGCCUGCAAACGCACCCAUCAGCAUGCUAGCAAUGAUAUCACUCUGUCUGCCGCCGUCAAUUCGAAACUUCGUAUUGGUACUUCACUUGAGUGACGGCUGUGGGAGUGGUUGGGUUGGUAGAUUGGGGGAGUGUUGGGAAUGUCGAGGGGGGCCAUUGGUUGUUUGUGUGCUCCUGCAGCAUCGUGGGCGGAAGGUGCGAGAUGCGAAGCGUGAGGGGCGACUGUCAUGUCCUGAUCGUUGUUGCCAUCCUUGGCUGACGAUUAAGAUCUUCGCUACCUGCGCUGUUAAUUUCAUCAUCGCAUCGUUGUGACUGCUCAUCAUUGUCAUGCGCGAUUUGCUGUUCAAAAAAUAUUGGCUG